Molecule: messenger RNA, 1074 nt
Organism: Fraxinus pennsylvanica
Lineage: Eukaryota; Viridiplantae; Streptophyta; Magnoliopsida; Lamiales; Oleaceae
Source: the annotation of a GenBank genome assembly
AUGGCGAAUCCAGAAACCACCACCACCACUGGCACGGUCUCAGCCGCCGCCUCUCAUCAUGUUCCCCACUACCAAAUGCAACAACAAGAACAACCGAAUUAUCUAUUCUGUGGGAUGCAGCCACGGAAUCCACCACCACAGCCGCGGAUGUUUUCCGAGUACAGCCAGUCCAGAGAGAGGUCGGCGAUGGUGACGGCGUUGACGCAUGUCAUAUCUGGGCGGAGAUGCGGUGGAGAUUCUGAGGAUACUUAUUCGUCUAAUUUGCCUUCAUUUUCUGGCCAUAAGAGAAGACGUGAUGCAGAAGAUAUUGUUCCAGAACAAUUUCACAGCGUUCAUCGAGGCUUCGGAGAAUCAUCUUCUUCUUCUAUCAAAUCUGAGAUAGAUGCAAGAACUAGUAUUACAAGACCUAAGGCAAGGCCCACCGCCACCUAUAACGCCUCCGCUUCCGCCACCUCCGCGGCUGAGCAAGUUCCACAAACAGAAGUGUCUGUUGGUUCACAUGAAGAAACAGGAGAGACAAGAAGAAGGUACAGAGGAGUUAGACAGAGGCCAUGGGGUAAAUGGGCAGCAGAAAUAAGGGAUCCCCACAAAGCCGCCAGAGUCUGGUUAGGAACAUUUGAGACGGCGGAGGCCGCCGCCAGAGCAUAUGAUGAAGCCGCCCUGAGAUUCAGAGGCAACAGAGCAAAACUCAAUUUCCCUGAAAAUGUGAUGAAUUUGCCACCACACCAUUUCUCACAGUCCACACAGUUCGCCAUUCCUGUCACCACAUCACCACCUAUCACCGUCACUCCUCCGCCACUGACGGUGGCAGUUCCUCCAGCAUUCAUGCAAUCACAGCCUUCCCAAAUCCCUGAUAACAGUUUCUGGGAUUAUUGGCAAUACUCGCAAUUACUUCAAAGCAGUGAUGAUUUCCCCAUGAAUUCGUGGGAUCAGAUGUUUUAUGCUUCUUCUGCAUCAUCUUCCGGUGGACAACCAGUUAAUUUCCGGCCACAAGGAAAUCAAUCGACUGGCACAAGUUUUCCUGCAUCAGCAUGGACCAGUUCUAGCCAAUAUCCUCCUCCCUCCUCUUCUUGA